This is a messenger RNA of Hevea brasiliensis (rubber tree), 1543 nucleotides long. Its product is annotated as UPF0481 protein At3g47200. The coding region runs from base 179 to 1453 and encodes 424 amino acids. Lineage: Eukaryota; Viridiplantae; Streptophyta; Magnoliopsida; Malpighiales; Euphorbiaceae. The transcript has a single exon. The record is from RefSeq and is a predicted model, not a curated record.
GAACUAGAAAGUCCAAGAAAAGAGAUGGAGAUGCUACCUAGGCACAAGUCCAUCUGCCACUGCUCUGAUAGACCUGUCUCUGGGUCCUGACAGUGCCUUCACACUCAUCUCUGCCUUGAUAUCCAACAGGUUUUUAAAUUCUCAAAUUGGAUCAUGAUGAUGAUCAGUUGAGCAGAAGAUGGGAAGAAGUAGUCAAGUUCUGCUUGAUAUUGAUGAGUUAGCAAAUACCAUAAGAGAAAAGUUGGAAAUCUUGCAUCCUUUAUCUGAUGAGUGCUGUAUCUACAGAGUACCUGACCGACUACGCCAAUUAAAUCACAAGGCCUAUACGCCUCGAGUACUCUCUAUUGGCCCUCUCCACCAUGGCGGAAAAGAGCUACAAGCAAUGGAAGAGCAUAAGAACAGGUACCUGCAGGAUUUCCUUCGUUUGAGCGGGGUAAGCCUGGAGGAUUGCAUUCAAAUUUUUCAGCAAUGUGAGAUAAGAUUGCGCAAUUGUUAUGCAGAAACCAUCCAACUUAGCAGUAAUGAUUUUGUGAAGAUGAUGUUGCUAGAUGCCAGCUUCAUCAUCAUGCUCUUUCUAAAGCAUUGUUUUGGAGACUUGAGGAAUAGGAUUAGGAAUGAUCGAAUAUACAACAAACCAUGGUUGAUUCUUGAUAUAAGAUUCGACUUAAUUUUGCUUGAAAAUCAGAUUCCUUUCUUCAUUCUUGAAGACCUGUUUAUGCUGUCUAAUAUACCUACGCGUCUGGAGGGAGUUUCUAUUGUAAAGCUUGUCUACGAAUUCUUCAGAGACGGAUGGGAUUCAUGGGUGAAGGCGGACGUUUUGGAGAGACACAGUUCUUUCAAAAUAGAGCAUAUUCUUGAUUUUCUGAGAAUCUGUCAGCAGCCAUCAGAGUUGCAGCCUCAUAAGGAGCUGAGAAUGCUAGUGGUGCCGAGCACAACAGAGCUCUACCAAGCUGGAGUCAAAUUUCAGUUGAGUUCAAGCAAGAACGUACUUGACAUAAAAUUCAAGAAUGGAAUUUUGGAAAUCCCACGAUUUCGAAUAGUGGAUCAAACAGAAAUUUUACUGCGAAAUCUCCAAGCUUUCGAGCAAUGCCAUUGCUUGGACAAUUAUGUAGGUGACUAUAUUGCCAUGAUGGCUAUGCUUGUGAAUUCUGCCAAUGAUGUGGAAUUACUAUCUCAAAAUGGGAUCAUAGAAAAUUGGCUACGGAGUAAUGAAGCCUUAGCAGCUCUUUUCCGCGAAGUUGAAAAAGAGAAUAUUGUCUUCCCUGAUAGAUACUGCUUCUCUGCUGUGAUUGAAGAUCUGAAUGUGCACUGCAGAGCCCCUUGGCAUAAAUGGAAGGCAAACUUGAAACAAAAUUAUUUCAAUACUCCAUGGGUUGGCAUCUCUGUUGUUGCAGCUGCUAUUCUCCUCUUUCUUACUGUUAUACAGACUGUGUGUUCUCUACUGCAAGUUUAGGUUCUGCAUUUUGUUCUGUAAUUUUUUUAGGCAAAAUUUCCCCUUCUGUGCAACUUUUUCUUCUAUUGAUGAUUUGCAAACAUAUUUUCG